AUGGCAACUUUACCAUCUGUGCCCGGUUCCUCACAAGCCCACAACGCAUUGGACUCUAUACUGUCUGCUCCGUGGACAUUUCUUCACCCGACAAACAAUGUAUAUACUGACACUGUCCACUCUGCGAAAAGUCUCUUCGAUUCGCUAGCCAAAUCUGUCAGUGAAACUCAGUAUGCGCGCCAGAAGUUCAAUCGGAAACGCAAACGAUCUGAAGUCGAUGAAGAUACGACGAACCAGCUUCUUCGACUAAAACAGCUUUAUGUCGAUGGUUUCACUUCGGACCAGAUAUGGGAACAGGCCAUGCUUAUCCUUGAGUCGGUUGGACUUGAGGUAAAACGGGAUAUCUCUUUAAGGGUGCCGUGUGAUACAAAAUCAUCCGAUGAGGAGACUGGAAUCAGCGAUUUCGAUGAUGACGAAGAAAGGAACGAUACCUUUGAUCAGCAAGAAUCCGAGUUAUAUGACGAGCAAUUGCAAGAAACUGCAUCGGAAACUUUGGAUAUGGACAUCUUGGGGUCUGAGCAGGAAGAUCCGUCUGACGAUGUCUACAUGCAGGAUCCUUUUGGCCUGAAUGAUGGCUUCUUUUCCAUCGAUGAUUUCAACAAGCAGACUGAAUUCCUAGAACAACUAGACGCCAAAGGGGAGCCAGAGGAUGAAAGCGAUGACGAUGAUAUUGACUGGCACGCUGAUCCUCAUGCUUUGGGAGGGGCAUCCUCGAUCCCUGCUAAAUCUUCCCGCCCAAAGAACCAAAAUGACGCGGAGGUCAAUGAUUCUGAUGAGAGUAGUGAAGAUGAUGGGCCCACCUUCGGCGACAUGGAGCUAGAAUCAGGGCUGGAGGAUGAAAACGAAUCCUCCUUUGGCGACGAAGAAAAUCCAGGGUUUCUCAAUACAAAUGACAUCAAGUACGCCGACUUCUUUGCACCUCCUCCCCGGAAAGUUACAUCUAAGAAGUUCCGUGCUCUUCCCAAAACCCAGCCUGCCAUCCAAGAAGACGAUAUUGAACGGGCAAUGGCAGAUGUUCACCGUGAUUUGUUUGCUGAUGGUAUGUCAGUGGAGGACGAGGACCCCUUUGCUACGCCUGAUGGCGAUAAGGAUCUCAGAUCCACACAUGAAAGACAACGAGCACGUAUUGCAGAUGAAAUCCGUCGUUUGGAGGCGGCAAAUAUUGCCAAAAAAGAUUGGAUGCUUGCUGGUGAAGCCAGGGCCCCCGAAAGACCGACCAACUCUCUCAUCGAAGAAGAUCUAGAGUUCGAAAGAAUCGGCAAACCCGUUCCCGUGGUUACAAAUGAGUUAACAGAAGGCAUCGAAGAACUUGUGAAACGUCGAAUUAUCGCUAAGGAGUUUGAUGAAGUCAUCCGCCGUCGUCCUGGGGUUUCUGAUGGCCAAGCUACAAAGAGAGGCCGAUUCGAACUUGAGGACACCAAACCACAACAAAGUCUCGCUGAGCUUUAUGAGACUGAACAUCUUCGCACAGCAGACCCAAAUUUCCUAGACAAGAAAGAUCAAAAGUUAAUGAGGGAACACAGCGAGAUUUCCAACUUGUGGAAGGAGAUCAGUUCUCAGUUAGACACUCUGUCUAAUUGGCAUUACAAACCAAAUGUACCUCAGGCAACUAUCAGCAGUAUUGCAGAUGUCGCAACAAUCACAAUGGAAGAUGCCCGUCCAACGGUCAGUCAUUCCAUCAAUGAACAAGCCACGCUGGCGCCACAGGAAAUUUAUACUCCUGGUGACGACGGUAAAAUCAACGGCGAAGUGAGUCGCAAGAAUGGUGCAUCUAUAGCCAAGGAGGAAAUGUCACGGGAAGAAAAGUCUAGGAUGCGUCGGCAGGAGAAGGAGAGGCAGAAGAAGGCUGGUUUUGAAGCCGGUUCCAAGAACUCCAACAAGAUAUCCGAGAAGCAGCAAGUUAUUUCAAACUUGAAGAAGGGAGGUGUCAAGCUUAUCAGUAAGCAGGGUGAGGUGACGGAUAUUCAUGGUAGUCGUGUUGGUAAUGGGCAUCAAAAAGCGGGUGCCGAUACAUUGAAGCUAUAG
Molecule: messenger RNA, 2025 nt
Organism: Penicilliopsis zonata CBS 506.65
Lineage: Eukaryota; Fungi; Ascomycota; Eurotiomycetes; Eurotiales; Aspergillaceae
Exons: 2
Coding region: 1-2025 (674 amino acids)
Biological process (GO): rRNA processing
Cellular component (GO): sno(s)RNA-containing ribonucleoprotein complex; Mpp10 complex; nucleus
Source: RefSeq, a predicted model, not a curated record